Messenger RNA from Priapulus caudatus, 1922 nucleotides. RefSeq names its product 26S protease regulatory subunit 6B. The coding region runs from base 85 to 1335 and encodes 416 amino acids. The record is from RefSeq and is a predicted model, not a curated record. Gene Ontology annotation, biological process: proteasome-mediated ubiquitin-dependent protein catabolic process. The transcript has 10 exons. Gene Ontology annotation, cellular component: proteasome regulatory particle, base subcomplex. NCBI's taxonomy places the organism in Eukaryota, Metazoa, Priapulida, Priapulimorpha, Priapulimorphida, Priapulidae. Gene Ontology annotation, molecular function: proteasome-activating activity; ATP binding; ATP hydrolysis activity.
CGGGUACCAGUCUAGCUACCUACCAGCCCGCAUAUUGACGCCACCAUAGGACGCCACUGUCUUCCGUAAGCGGCCUAUAUCAAAAUGGAAGAAAUAGGUAUCACAGUUGGAGACAAGGAAGAAACUCCCACUAGCCCUGAAACGAAACAGACACCACCACCUGCACUUGGUGUUGAUCUCCCGGAUGGAGAUGAUCUUUACACAAAGUACAAGAAAUUGCAAAGGCAGCUGGAGUUCCUCGGUGUUCAAGAGGAAUACAUUAAGGAUGAACUAAGGAACUUGAGGAAGGAGUUCCUCCAUGCUCAAGAGGAGGUGAAACGUAUACAGAGUGUUCCUCUAGUGAUCGGGCAGUUUCUUGAAGCUGUUGAUCAGAACACAGCAAUAGUUGGUUCAACCACAGGCUCCAACUACUAUGUCCGGAUUCUGUCGACUAUAGACAGAGAACUGCUGAAGCCAAGUGCCAGUGUGGCAUUACACAAGCACAGCAAUGCAUUAGUUGAUGUGUUGCCCCCUGAAGCUGACAGCAGCAUCUCCAUGCUGGGUGCUGAUGAGAAGCCAGAUGUAGGUUAUGCGGACAUUGGAGGGCUUGACAUCCAGAAGCAGGAGAUGAAGGAAGCCGUGGAGUUGCCGCUCACUCACUUUGAGUUGUACAAACAGAUCGGCAUUGAUCCGCCGCGUGGCGUGCUGAUGUUUGGCCCGCCCGGGUGCGGCAAGACCAUGCUGGCAAAGGCUGUCGCACAUCACACGACUGCUGCAUUCAUCCGCGUUGUGGGGUCCGAGUUUGUGCAGAAGUAUUUAGGUGAAGGGCCCCGAAUGGUUAGAGACGUAUUCAGGCUUGCCAAGGAGAAUGCACCAGCGAUCAUAUUCAUAGACGAGAUUGACGCAAUAGCCACAAAGAGAUUUGAUGCCCAGACAGGAGCUGACAGAGAAGUACAACGAAUCUUGCUUGAGCUGCUCAAUCAGAUGGAUGGAUUCGAUCAGACUGUCAAUGUAAAGGUAAUAAUGGCAACCAACAGACAUGACACCCUAGAUCCAGCGCUGCUAAGACCAGGGAGGCUGGACAGAAAGAUAGAGUUCCCCAUGCCCGAUCGCAGACAGAAACGACUCAUCUUCUCCACAAUUACCAGUAAGAUGAAUCUGAGUGAAGAAGUAGACCUGGAAGAUUAUGUUGCUAGGCCUGAUAAAAUCUCUGGUGCAGACAUCAACGCCAUCUGUCAGGAGGCUGGUAUGCAAGCUGUUAGAGAGAACAGAUAUGUAGUCCUCGCUAAAGAUUUUGAGAAGGGCUACAAAAGCCAGAUCAAGAAAAACGAAUUUGACCAUGAAUUCUAUAAGUAAGCGAUCACGAGAUCAUCUGCUUGGGAAAAAUCGACUGAAAUCUGAGAUAAAAUCUGACCAUCUUACUUCUAGGAUGUGCGAGGACUGUGUCAACCCACGAAUAUUUAUAUACAGGUUUAUAUGUUGUCCAGCUUGUUUAAUGAUUUUCCAAACUGCAUGUGAUGUGAGUAUGAGAAGCAGAGUGUGACUCAGAAACGUGGUUACUAUCUUGUGUGUAGCUAUCUCUAAUGUAAUCCUCAGAGAAGGUUAUCCUCAUAGUUCAUCACUCUUAGUUAUGUAACUUAAGUUUAGUGUUCUAGGAUAAGCCAAUAAUGAAAAUAUAGGAUAUUUUGGCACUCUAUGUUUGAUUGAAACCAUCUACUUGAGAUUUGAAUUACCCUUAUUACAUUCUGACACGUAGGUAACUUGUGAGGUUUUGAAAUCUUCUAUAUAAAAAUGAAAAUAUAAAGCGCCACCCAGCCAGCAUAUGCCUGAGACUUACGUGUAUGGGAACCUCCGACUAGUUUUGCAAGGAUAUAAUGCUAAGGCAAAAUGGAUGUGUGUACUGUAUAUAACAAAAAGUAAUAAAAUAAGUUCAAUGAAUGAUA